CAGAGGUGUUCCACAGCAUGGAGACCAAGGCGUUGAAGGUGCGGCUGCCGCUGCUGUGGUUCGAUCGGCUGCUUCGCCGCCAUGGGCCGCUGCUGCCGCUGCCCGUAUUUGCUAUACGGAUCGCCACGGACGUCGCGGCUCUGGUCAACUCUGGGCAGAGACUGGACAGCCCCCAGGGCAGCCGCCUGCGCCACCACUUGGCAGAGGCCGGGGUUGUCUAUGUCGGCAUCACCCUUGUGCGCAUAUUUGUGUACGGCCUCCACUGCGCAGGCGUGUACCGGCUGCUGUCCAGGGCUGGCGCGGUGUCUGCGGUGCCCAUCCAGCUGAUGUCUGAUCACAUUUUCCUGGGAGCGUCAGUGGUAGCCAUUCUGUCUGCGGAGCUGGUGCUGCUGCGGUGCAGUCUGCGCCAGGCACACUGCCCCAUCCAUGUCAAGACCAUGGCCCGCGCAGGGCUCACAGCUGCAGUGGCACUGCUUGCCCUCACAUGUGGCGACAUGCACUUCACUGCGAGGUUCUUCCACGAACGGACGGAGACUUUCCUGGGAGCCGUGCUGGGGCUGCUGGCCUUCCAGAUUCCCAUCACCUGGUGGCUGCUCUAUGGGUUCACAGUGGCUUGAGUGACUGGGAGGUCCAGGGGUUGAUACAGGCAUGGCAUUGAACAGCGCAUGCGCAUGCAUGACUGCACCAAUUGCAAUGAGCUGCAUCUUUUUGUGAUUUUGCCAUGUAAUCACAAUGUUUAGG
Coccomyxa subellipsoidea C-169 is the source of this 741-nucleotide messenger RNA. RefSeq lists its product as hypothetical. Lineage: Eukaryota; Viridiplantae; Chlorophyta; Trebouxiophyceae; Coccomyxaceae. The record is from RefSeq and is a predicted model, not a curated record. Bases 18 to 617 code for a protein of 199 amino acids. The transcript is spliced from 3 exons.